UAUAAAUUCAAGAAGAAAAGUUCUUUUCUGGCCUCAAUAAGUGUUGGGGAAAAAUAUGGUUAGGUUAGGACAAAUUGGCACAAACUGCUGUGCAAAGUAUGGGUGACAUUGAUUCGUCCGUUAAAGAGAUAUUUGAGGAUAAGUUGCGCAACGAAUUUUGGACGCACCAUAAAAUGGUGGUACCGUACUAAACAUUAUGGUGUCCUGCUCUUUCGUCGUUAGCUAUCAGUUCAAGUUUUCUAAGUACUUGUUCUUGGUCUAUCCCUCCCUUUCUUUAGAGUAAAAAACAAUGAGACACUCUUUUGAGAGUGAAAAACAGGGCGACACUCAGAACACAACAUAAAAGUGAAUACAUUAGUAAUUAAAAAGCGAAUGCACACACAGUCAACAGUGUAGUUUUAAACUUGUAAGACUACAACAUGCCCAUUCACAGUUUCCUUGUUCGCUUCCUGAUUCCUGCUUCACUUCACAUUCACACACUUCACACUUCACACCACUGAUCCGGCGACACAACUUUCUUGGGGCCUACCUGCUCGACUCGCUCAAGUGAACUAAUCUUCGUCGCCUCUAGAGACGCGAGGAAGCGUUUUGGGAAAGCAUGAAAUGUGGGAAUGGACUAGAUCUAGUAUCACUCAGGCAAAAUAGUUGAUGCUACAGUAGAAAAGAGCUGCUGACUUACUUCAGUCAUUUUAGUAGGGGGCCACGAGAAGGCAGGAUAAGAUUAAGGACUUCAACUUUCAACUUUAAAACUGUGACAUGACAAACUUUUCAGAGCAGUUUAUAUUAGAUUCUCAGCUGACCCAAAACAACCCUCCAAUUCCUUAUUCUUUUAUAAGUUUUGCUGAAAAAGUUGCAAAUUCAAAUACAGCAACCAACAUUCUAGAUCUAGAUCUAGAUCUAGAGUAAUCUAAUGCAAAGUGGGACAAGAUGUAAAUAAGGAUAAGAAGUUUGGUUUCCCUGUUCUCACUUAACCCCAAGUGCCUUUUUAAGCGGCUGAAAAGAAACAACUAUCUUAUUUUCCACUCUCUCAAUGUUGUGUUGGAGGAGAAGAUGCUUACGGACAGUGGCAGUGCUUCUUCUUGUUCUUUUCCUUACAGGAUUUUUCUUCACUUCAUAUCAUGUGUUUUACACUCUUGAACUGCUGCCAUGGAAUCCACCAGUGAGUCAGUGGUGCAAAAAUGAAGAAAUUUCACCUGCCCUUUGGCAGCCAGUAGAGAAGGAGAUGACGAUUGUCACCAUGUUUAUUGACCUGGGUGUUUUCAAGAAAGGAGAUCAACCUCUGUCUUACCACUCCCCUUAUAAAUACCGACGAUGGAUGAGGACAUUUGGCAAAAUAGCAAAUCACGUUGUUGCUUUUAUUGAGAAAGAUGAGGAUGUAGAAUACUUUAGAGAAAUCCGAUCCUGCCUUCCACCCCGCUUGACAAAAGUAAUCAAGGUCAAUCGAGAGGAGCUGCCAUCCUUUAAACACCUUUCACGGAUCGCUGAGAUUUAUGCUGAUCCAAGUUACCCAAAGCACUACCCCAAUACAGUGAGCGCAGAGUACACCUGUGCCAUGCAUGCUAAAUAUGAUGCUCUGGAAAAAGCCAGCACCGACGACACCUUUAAGAACCCCUAUAUAGCCUGGGUGGAUGUCGGACUUUUUCGAAAUCUCGAUGGAACCAAGUACCGACCCUUCAAGUUGAUCCCUCCGCAGACUUUCGAUAAGACAGCAGUUGGAUUCUCCUAUGUUUGGCCCCAAAGAAGCGAGUCCUCCGUGCACACAAUUAUGAGACAAAACUUGGUGUGGUUAGCUGGUGGCUUAGUGUUAGCCAAACGAGAGGUAAUGCUAAAAUUCACUCAAGACUAUCAGGCAGCUGUGGAGGAGUUGCUUCACCGAGGUUUGUCCAACACAGACCAGGAAGUGAUAGCGUCAAUGUACUCUCCGGAAAUGCUGAAGGAGGACUACAUCAAGAAUGCCAGUUCCGUAGCUAGAGUUUGCCCGUGGUUAGAAAAAGGACGGUAUCAAGUGAGUUAAAGUUCUUGAAAACUACAAUAAUAUUCACACUUGAGCAAAGACAUAAAUCCAUGACUGUAUACCCAUACUUUAACACUGACAUAAAUUAUGCAUGCUCAUACUUUUGCACGUUCAAACGUACACUUGCACACAUGUAGGCCUAGCUAGACUCACACAAGCAUACAUUUAAAAAAUUUGUUUCAGGUGGUGUGUAUUCACAAGUAGUAUAUUUGUGCGUAAGUGUAGUGCCAAUCUAAAAGAAGUCAGGAUCAUCAGGCAGGGUGUUCAGGCAGGAUGUUUAGUGGAGAGGAAAAUGAUCCUGAUAUAGAAAGGAAAGUUCUUUCAUUUAGCAGGUAGGCGUAUUGAUUUUGUUCUGUUUUGUUGUAGCGUUAAUUGACAACCGCCUGCCACAACAAGUAGGCCUAAUGGAUAAUAAUUGAUCAUCACGUUUGAAGCCGGCCUUGCCACUCUUAGCUCAUCUUUUCAUUUCAUCUGUCAACUUGGCCAUCUACUUUUUAUAGAUAAUUUUGGUUUUGAAUUUUAUAGAAGGAAAAAAGGUUUUCAUUCCACACCUUCUGCAACCAACAUCAUGUAUUGGUACAAUACUUAAUUGUUUGAAAUGAAGCGCAUAGAUUUUAUUUUCCAUUUGCAUCAUGAAGGAGUUAUAUAUUUGUAUUUUUCUCACUUAUUUUUCCCAAGUCAGCCAUUAAAUUUGUUGCUCAUUUUCAUCAAUUUAUUCCCUACACCGUGCACAUGGCUUAUAGCUAUAGUCUCUUACACUUCAUGCAUAAUUUUUUUUAUUGGUACUUAACAAAUGCUUGAAUUAGAACUUAUCAAAUUUCACCUUUGUUUUACCUAUUGUUGCUCUAACUUUUCACACUGAUCUCUUAAUCCAUUAGUCAUGAGCCUGGUGCUAUUUUUUGUGCAAUUGUUUCUCAAAAUGUGUAUUUGAGAAAGAGCUUGUUUAUAGUCUGCAGUUCCUUGUACCUGAUAUAGUUAGAGGUUUGUUUAGUUAUAGAGCUGCAUACUUUGUACUUAAUGUUUGAUCCAAGAAUCUUAUCCCUAACCUUAACCCUCAGUCUAACCCUAUCUGUAACCCUAACCUUCAGAGAUGUUGAAAGAGCAAAUACAGGAGAAAUUAUCUAAGACGGCCAUCCAUUGUCAAGGAGAAAAGUUGUUGUCUUAGACAGGUGAACGUCUUGGAUAGGUGUCAUUAUAAUAUAUAGAUAAAACUCAUGUUGGAAGUCAGAAGUGGCUGUUUGUACAGGUAAUUGAGACAGGUGGCCUUCAAAACAGGCUCGACUGCACUCUGUUUAGGCAGCGAUAUAGUCCUAUUAUGUGUCUCCUAACUCUAUCAAUAAAAUCAACAUCAGCUUCUAUUAAUUACAUUAUUAUACUAUAACAAAUAGACCUAACCAUUGUUAUUCAUUCUUAUACUGAUCCAUUUAAAUGUUGGAAUAUCAUUGUACCUACUCACUCACAUUUUCUUAGUUAAUGAUUGUUAGAUAUGAAUAAGAUCACUAACAUGGCACCCAAAAAAGGGACACGGGACAACAAAAAAAGAACGAACAUCAGCUGCCAUUAUUUACUGCGUAUGUUUUUAAUACAGCUUUGUAUGUCUUACAAGUAGUCAGGAUAUUUUUCUCAAAGUUGGCGUUUGCUCAUGAUUAUUUCCAAGUUAUAUAUGAAGUGAAAUGUCAGACCUAAAGCUGUUGGGAACUUGAUGACAUAUUGUCAGCCAGCUCUUCAGAUAUAGAAAGCCUGAAAUUUUUAAUUAAUAAAUUAUUAUUUUUUUCAGUUUCUUAAUGAUAUUGUUUGAGUAUAUCGGAGAAAUGUUUUGUCAAAAUUCAAAUUCUAAAUGUUGAGGAAAAAGAAAGCAUGUGUUAACGGAAUGAAACAGUUUUGUUUUUUUGUCUCCCCAAAAGAAUUUUGCUUUCUUGGUUUAGUACAAUAGAACUGUUUGCCAACAAUGUUUUCUCUGUUCAUGUCAUUGCACUUUUGAGGUGAACCAAAGCUGCCUUAUCUGAAUAUAUGCACACGUUAGUGUGUGCCCAGAUUACAUUGAUGAGUUAAAUCUGAACAAAUAAGUGUUAUUUUGUCAGCCCUUCAAGUCAUAUAUAUUAUAUAUAUGUAUAUUUAGUUAACCUUAUGCCCUUCAGGCCAUGGUUUACCUUGAACCUUUCGAACCAUGUCUAUUUUACCCAGGUCAUUCAAGGCAUGUUCAAUUUGCGUUAGGCCCUUCAUGUUUAAUUAACAUUAGGCCGUUUAAGGCAUAUUUGAUUAACAUACGGCCCUUCAAGGCAUGUUCAUCAUACCUUAGGAUUUUCUGGCCGUGCUUCACCUUGGACCCUUUCUGUCUCUCUGUCACUGUCUCUCUCUCUCGUGGGAGAAAAUGGUCACGUUGUGUGUUGUGCACCGUAUGCAGUGUGUACCUCUGGCAAUCAGUUCGUUCGCUGUCGGUAUGGCGCUGCAAAUUUACUUCAGGACCGUACAACUCGGACAGUUGGCGGUGUGAAAGCAUGAAUACUUGUAGGCCUACUAUGUUUUAUAUAUUUAUAUAUUGUUUAGGCACUCCUUUUCGUACAAUACUGAUGAAGAAUCCACAUUCAACAAAGUUGACCCCCCCCCCUACAACAAAGUGAAAAAAACGUCCACCGUUUUUGUUUUUUUAAAGAAAAAUAUACAAACUUAUACUUAUAUCCCAACACUCACUAAAUCAAUGCCAAACGUGGACCUUGAAUAAGACAUUAGAGCAAAGAAUUACAUUUGAAAUGCGAUGCCUUAGAAAAGCAGUAAAAAA
Molecule: messenger RNA, 4793 nt
Organism: Aplysia californica (California sea hare)
Lineage: Eukaryota; Metazoa; Mollusca; Gastropoda; Aplysiida; Aplysiidae
Exons: 7
Coding region: 1031-2014 (327 amino acids)
Source: RefSeq, a predicted model, not a curated record